CCUGCGUGCGGCCUCCACCUCUCCGGGUGCCCGGUCUGGGUCCCUGGGACACCGCCUGCCCGGGACACCGUGAGCGCCAUGGCGGCCCCCAAGCAGCUGUCCCGCUUCUGGGAGUGGGGGAAGAACAUCGUGUGCGUAGGCAGGAACUACGCGGACCACGUGCGGGAGAUGCGCGGCGCCCUGCCCAGCGAGCCUGUGCUCUUCCUGAAGCCGUCCAGCGCCUACGCGCCCGAGGGCUCGCCCAUCCUCGUGCCCGCCUACACCGGCAACCUGCACCACGAGCUGGAGCUGGGCGUGGUGCUGGGCGGGCGCGCGCGCGCCGUCCCCGAGGCCGCCGCCAUGGACUACGUGGCCGGCUACGCCCUGUGCCUGGACAUGACCGCGCGGGACGUGCAGGACGAGUGCAAAAGGAAGGGGCUGCCCUGGACGCUGGCCAAGGGCUUCACCAGCUCCUGCCCGGUCAGCGCGUUCGUGCCCAAGGAACGCGUCCCGGACCCGCACGACCUCAGGCUCUGGCUCAAGGUCAACGGCCAGCUCCGGCAGGAGGGCCACACGGCCUCCAUGAUCUUCUCGAUCCCCUACCUCAUCAGCUACGUGUCCAACAUCAUGGCCCUGGAAGAGGGCGACCUCAUCCUGACCGGGACGCCCGAGGGCGUGGGCCCGGUGGCCGAGAAGGACGAGAUCCAAGCCGGCAUAGACGGGGUGGUCAGCAUGCGGUUCCGAGUGGAGCGCGCACAGGGCUGAGACCUCUGCAAACAAGCCUGCCGAGUAAGACGCACCCCAAGAUCUUUGAUUGCUUGAUUGAUUUGGAUUUUCGGGCCUAGCCCCAGGGAGUGUCCCUCGAGACCCCGCUGCCUGGAGGGCUGGGAAGGCCGGAGAGAGAUGAGCGCCUGCAGGCACAGGUGCCCAGCCGUCCUCUCCUCCAGGAAAGCUCGGCAGGGUCCAGCUUCUCCCGGGAGUGUCCCAGCGCAUCCCACACCUCUGGGACUCCCCGACCACCGGGAGGUCCAGCCGCCCCUCCACCUGCUGGAUCAGCGGGGUCAUCGGUGGUUCUCGCCAGGGAGCGGGGAGGGUGUCUCCUUAACAUGCAGCCCAUGGAGGUCUGGGUGUCUGCUGUAAUCCUGUUCAGAGUUUGGAAGAUAAUUUUGCAAUCAUCGUUCCCCAAAUAAAUGUGUCAUUGGUGCGG
Messenger RNA from Ochotona curzoniae (black-lipped pika), 1186 nucleotides. Its product is annotated as acylpyruvase FAHD1, mitochondrial-like. The record is from RefSeq and is a predicted model, not a curated record. Bases 79 to 744 code for a protein of 221 amino acids. NCBI's taxonomy places the organism in Eukaryota, Metazoa, Chordata, Mammalia, Lagomorpha, Ochotonidae. Gene Ontology annotation, molecular function: acetylpyruvate hydrolase activity. Gene Ontology annotation, cellular component: mitochondrion. The transcript has 3 exons.